Myodes glareolus (Bank vole) is the source of this 533-nucleotide messenger RNA. It is a transcript of the gene Meig1, whose product is annotated as meiosis/spermiogenesis associated 1. The record is from RefSeq and is a predicted model, not a curated record. Gene Ontology annotation, cellular component: nucleus. Lineage: Eukaryota; Metazoa; Chordata; Mammalia; Rodentia; Cricetidae.
ACGUGAGCGGGCGGAGUGGCGUCACUGCGUUGCUAGGAGACGGGCCGGCGGCAGCGGCCGCAACAGUUGGCCUCUGGCUGACUCAGCUUACAGACCCCGAGUAGAGAACGCGAGCACCGCAGCACCCUCCAGCGAGGCCGGCUGAACCAGGAAAUAAUUGCUAGGAAAGCCUCCGGAGCCAUGGCGAGUUCUGACGUGAAACCGAAAUCAAUAAGUCGCGCCAAGAAAUGGUCAGAAGAAAUAGAAAACCUGUACAGAUUUCAACAAGCAGGAUAUCGGGAUGAGAUUGAAUACAGACAAGUGAAGCAAGUUGCCAUGGUGGACCGUUGGCCAGAGACGGGCUACGUGAAGAAGCUUCAGCGGAGGGACAAUACUUUCUACUACUACGACAAGCAGAGGGAGUGCGAGGACAAGGAAGUCCAUAAAGUGAAAGUGUACGCCUACUGACCUUCUCAUUCCUUUGGCUUGGCAAUCUUAUUUUAAGAAUUCAUUGUUAACUCUUUCCAUCAUGUAAAUGUCAUUUUACAAAACAA